CUCCCCUGUAUUCUCUCUCUAAAAAAAACAUUAAUUUGUAAGUAGCUUCUGCAGAUUGAGAAUGGAGAAUUUCAGAUCCAAGUCAUGUAAGGAUGGGGGAGGGGGUGGUGGUGGUGGUAUGAUGCAGAUGGAAAGCCACUAUGGCGGUGGAGGCGGAAGCAGAGGCAUGCAUGACUUGAUGAGAAGCUACAGCACGUCUCAUGCAUCAUCAUCAUCAUCAUCUGUUCCACCGUCAAAAUUGGGGAAAGAAUUGAAGAUCAAGAAAAUCAAGAACCCUAAUUAUGAGAAGAACAGUAAUAGUAGUACUAGUACUGUUGCAGGAUCCAAGAACUGGGGAUUGAAUGACCCAGAAUUACAGAGGAUGAAAAGGGUUGCUAGCUAUAAGGUGUAUGCAUUGGAAGGAAAGAUGAAAGGAUCAUUCAGGAAGAGUUUCAGAUGGAUCAAACACACCUGCAAUCAUGUUGUUUAUGGAUGGUGGUGAUCAUCAAUUAUCAUCAUCAUCAUCAUUGCUGUUCGAGUCUUGUCUUUGCUCUUUAAUCUUGCUCUUGCAUGUGUAGAUGAUGAUGGAUGGUAUAAGAUCCUAUUUAGGAUCUCUCACUUUUACUUGUUUGUAUUUGGAUAAUUUUACUUGUACCUUUUCAAGCUAUAAUUUUCUGGAUCAUCAAAGUGGAGAAUCAAGUUUCGUUUACCUGUC
Messenger RNA from Impatiens glandulifera, 694 nucleotides. RefSeq lists its product as uncharacterized. The record is from RefSeq and is a predicted model, not a curated record. The transcript has a single exon. The coding region runs from base 62 to 481 and encodes 139 amino acids. NCBI's taxonomy places the organism in Eukaryota, Viridiplantae, Streptophyta, Magnoliopsida, Ericales, Balsaminaceae.